Molecule: messenger RNA, 969 nt
Organism: Mesorhabditis spiculigera
Lineage: Eukaryota; Metazoa; Nematoda; Chromadorea; Rhabditida; Rhabditidae
Source: the annotation of a GenBank genome assembly
AUGCGUUGGGUUGCUGGACUUCUGGCACUAGUGCUAGCCUGUUCGGCAUCGACAAUCCGGUUCACGGCAGUGCCACGCUCGGUCCAACUGCCGGAACAAGGAUCGAUCCUUUCCUCUGAAAUCCCAACCCUCAACGAGCAGCUUCUUGGACUUUCCACGAAGCCCGUAUCGACUCUCCCAGUGACUACAUCACUCUUCGCACCCACUCGGGCUUUGGCUAUCGUAAAUGUCGCCGAUCUCGACCUGAUCAACGCCAAGGGACCGAGCUAUUCCGUUGAAGUUGACGGUUACAACUACGAGUCGCUUGAGCAGGCCCUUGCUCUGACUUUCGGCGCUGACCGUGAAUCUGUUCAGAUCAACAAGGAUGGUGCCACUGGCUCACAGAUGGCCCAAGAAAUCACCAGCGCCAAGGUUGAUGACGCUCAGGUGAAGACCAAGUCUGAGCCCCUUCGCGAUGAGCUCCUCGAAGUCUACAAGCUUGUCGCUGCCCUCAAGUCCCAAGGGGCAAAGUUGACCAAGUCGAACUCCCCUGACAUCUACCAAAUUACUAUCACUGGUCUGUCGAACCUUGUCGAUAGUGCUGAUCGCAAUGCCGCCAUUGUUGAGGUUCAGAAUGCCGUCAAGGCCUUAACCGAUGCCAUGGUUGAGGUUUACGGAGGUCAAGCUGUCGUGGAGGUGAUCGCCAACUCUACUCCCAUCCAAGAGAAGAGCAGCGCUUCAGCCCACAAUAUUGUUAAGCGUGCGGUCGGUGAUGAUCCGAAGGAGAAGGAUCCGUUUACGCUACUGCGUCAGCAAUACAAUGUCUCUGUGGCGGUGAGCAGCGAUUAUGCCGCUAUUUUCGCGAUUUUCGCCGGAAUCUCGAUCUUCCUCGCUCUCUUCGUACUUUACAUCGCUGUUGGUAUCUGGAAUAUGGACCCAGGCAGAGACUCGAUCAUCUAUAGGAUGACUACCACCAGAAUGAAGAAGGAU